Molecule: messenger RNA, 435 nt
Organism: Lycium barbarum (goji berry)
Lineage: Eukaryota; Viridiplantae; Streptophyta; Magnoliopsida; Solanales; Solanaceae
Exons: 2
Coding region: 1-435 (144 amino acids)
Source: RefSeq, a predicted model, not a curated record
AUGGAUAAAUAUCUGCUCCCUUAUCUUUGGAAUUCAUUUCUAUUUUUAUUUGCAUAUUACGAAGCUGCUGAGGGAACAAGGAAGAGAAGAAUAUAUGGUCUUGGAUCUCAAGCACAAAGUUAUUAUGGGCCGAAUCUUUGCGUCAAUUCUGGCUUUAAUGUUUCAGCAUCAGCAGCACCUUCAACUUCUCAAUCAGCACCGACAGAAAAUAUAGAGGAGUUAGUGAUGCGAUUGAUUCCUACACUGACUGAUCGCUUGCUUCCUUUAUUUAUUGAGAAGGCACGCGGAGUGAUUUCUUCACCAUCACAUCCUCCAAAUAUUCCUAUCGACAAACCAUCAGUUGUGACACCCAUAGUGCCUCCUCCUACUACUAACGUUGACGAUGUUGAUAAUUUAGUUUCUGAUGAUGAUCGUAGUCCUUCACCCAUGCAUUAG